AUCAAAAAAAUGAGACGAUCUGGAAUUCAGCGAGAUGUGCUCGCUCUCUACAGGCUUUGCCUGCGGGAGGUAGGGAAGAAGCCGAAGGUAUUAACAAUCCGUCCUGCCUUCUUUUGUUCUUCAUUCAUACCGACGUGUUUUCCCGCUACUGACUCCGCCGUCGCGAGAGCAGGAAGUUCGAGACAACUUUCGGAACUAUGCGAGGUUCGACGCAAUCACCACCUUUAGCAAUUCCACCGUAACAGUAUAUGCGGAAUUCCUAAUCGAGGGAGGGGCACAGAGAAAACUUCCGAGCACAUCUCGACAUCGACCGGCGGGACUUUGCAACAAUCGAGCACCUCCUGCGGGUGGGGCAGAGAAAACUAGAGGUGUAUUCGCAGCCAGGGAUAAAGGACAUCUCCCGA
This is a messenger RNA of Tuber aestivum (summer truffle), 404 nucleotides long. The record is from the annotation of a GenBank genome assembly. NCBI's taxonomy places the organism in Eukaryota, Fungi, Ascomycota, Pezizomycetes, Pezizales, Tuberaceae.